Messenger RNA from Paramormyrops kingsleyae, 3920 nucleotides. It is a transcript of the gene slc39a9, whose product is annotated as solute carrier family 39 member 9. Gene Ontology annotation, cellular component: membrane. Gene Ontology annotation, molecular function: metal ion transmembrane transporter activity. Gene Ontology annotation, biological process: transmembrane transport; zinc ion transport. NCBI's taxonomy places the organism in Eukaryota, Metazoa, Chordata, Actinopteri, Osteoglossiformes, Mormyridae. The record is from RefSeq and is a predicted model, not a curated record.
AAGUUCGCUUCAAACCGGAAAUAGUCCGCAGCACCGUGGAUGUUGAUUAGCUGCUCGGCUAAGUGCUUGUACUGAAUAACAGCGGCAAACCAAGCACGAAUAAAGGUUUUAGCGAUCAUGUUAAAUAUUAUGCGGUAGUUUUUUUUAACCCUAGAAUAGCAACGUCUCAAUACACAGAAACAAAGUACUGGCUAAUCGCUAAUCACGAAUACAAUAUUACCGUAGGUUAGUUUACCUCACAGGCUAGCUAGGUAAACCGUUUUGGGUUUUCGACCGUAAUUCAUUGUAAAAGAGUGUCAGCUGAAACAUUGUCUUUACAUUUGCGCGAUAGCUGUUCCGUUACAGUCUUAGCGACACCUGUUUUGAAUUUUGGCAAAUGUACGAUACAUGCAGCUGGCUGAGUGUUUUGUUCUGGUGAUCAGCAUCGCUGUUAAUAUAUUCGUACUGCUAGGACCAUCAUUGACAUCUAGGUUUUAGUAACAUCGCAGUUGUUCGGGCCACAAGCGGCCGUAUAUAGCCGAAUAAUCGACUUCGAGCCGUGGGCUAGAAAACUUGGCAAAAUGGACGAAUUCGUGUCGAUCAGCCUGCUCUCCUUGGCGAUGCUGGUGGGAUGUUAUAUCGCCGGGACCAUCCCCUUAGCAGUGAACUUUUCUGAGGAGCGGCUGAAGCUGGUUACAGUGUUGGGGGCAGGGUUGCUAUGCGGCACUGCACUUGCAGUUAUUAUUCCAGAGGGGGUUCAUGCACUGUAUGAAGAGGUGCUGGAAGCUGGUCACCACACACAUGGGCAAGUUGAAGAGGCCGGGGUCUCGGAGCAGAAAGUCGCAGUGGAUGGAUCUGCAGGCACUGGCGGCAACCAGCUACACAGUCAUGAGCAGCUCCACGCCUACAUCGGGGUGUCGCUCGUCUUGGGCUUUGUUUUCAUGCUCCUCGUCGACCAGCUUGGUAGUUCCCAUGUGCACAGCACUGAUGAUCCAGAAUCUGGACGGGCUGGUAGCUCAAAAAUUACUACAACCUUGGGACUGGUUGUUCAUGCUGCAGCCGAUGGAGUGGCUCUGGGGGCCGCAGCUUCCACGUCUCAGACCAGCGUCCAACUUAUUGUUUUUGUGGCCAUUAUGCUGCAUAAGGCCCCAGCUGCAUUUGGAUUAGUGUCCUUCUUGAUGCACGCUGGGCUGGAGAGGAAUCGGAUUCGCAAACACUUGCUGGUAUUUGCUUUGGCUGCCCCUGUCCUCUCCAUGCUGACGUUUCUCUGCCUCAGCCAGAGCAGUAAGGAGGCGCUGUCGGAGGUUAACGCCACAGGAGUCGCCAUGCUUUUCUCUGCCGGGACCUUUCUGUAUGUGGCUACCGUACACGUACUGCCCGAGGUGGGCGGGGGUGGCCACAGCCACAGCCCUGGCGGAGCAAGCGGGAGCAGCGGACUAAGCAAGCUGGAGGUCAUGGCCCUGGUGCUGGGCUGCCUCAUUCCUCUGGUGCUCUCUAUCGGACACCAGCACUAGAGGACAAAGCGAGGCCGAAGAGGGAGUGCACGGAGAUUUAGGACAGUGGCAGAAAACAACUACAAAAAUAGAAACUUUUAGUUCCCAGCAAGGAGACAUUAUUUGUCAAGGGCAACGGGCACCUUGACUCAGAAUGAGUGGGAAGAGGGCACUGUAAUAUGGUAUAGUGGACAGGGUUUGUUAGGAGAGUAUCGUGUAAUUGGUACAUCUCUCGUUGAAGCUGUACAGAGUGAACGCAUUCUGCUCAUGAAGACAGAGCCUGACGGCCUCCUUUUUUAUCGUGAAUUUAAAAUAUUUUUAGGGUAAGUGCAUUAAGCGGGAAUUGGGUUGCAGUAAUGUUGGCAUACCGACCAAGUUUGUCACCAAGGGUAAUCAGUAAACUUUCAGAUGUCAUUGUCAUUAGAGUUGUUGCUGAAACAGAAAUUUAAUGGUAAACAUCAGAAAAAGGUGCUAACAUACUAGUAAGAAGAAUAAAAAAAAUAACUUUUCUUGCUGUUCUGGUCAGUUGUAAUCUGUGGUUGAAGCUUCAGUCUAACUGUUAGGGUACCCAAGUUGUGUAUAUAUAUUAUUUGAUGUUACCCAAACCAACUUGAAUAGCAACAUAUUCCUCAUAUAGUUUGAAAAGUACUAAAGCCAUUUUGGUAAAAAAAAAAAGCUGCUUUCUGUUUUGGGUCUUUUCCCAAAUGCAGCUGCUUCAGCAGUAUAUCUGCUGCUUCUGCACAUGAACAUGUGAACUGAAGCUCGCAUUCGCAAACAGAGAAUACGGAAUACUCCAGAUGAAUUGUUCUGUUAGUAAAUGGCUAUUUAUUCACAUGCUCAGCUGGUUUCAUAAAUGCUCUCCUGAGUUUUGUCUUAAACUUUUGCCAAGGGAAUUGCGGAGAAACGUUUGUUUUUCUACCAUUUGAGGAAUCCCAUCUCUUGCUUCUCCGCUUCCACAUCUGUGUUGUCCAGUUGCAGCAGAAUCGUCAAAUCGCACUUGAACACUUUUCCCCCCCUUGUUUUCUAAAAUGCCAGUUUUUCAAUAGUUACUCCAGUGCAGAUUGCAUUUAAAAACCGUUUUUAAAAUGGUUAGUUUAUUUUAGUGAGUUUAAUAACAUUAUGAAUAAAUGUUUUGGGUUUUUUUUUUUUAAACAUUUAUUUGUACUGAGCAAGAGGGAAUUAAGUUUAGUCUUCUUGAACAUUUCUUUGCCUUCAAGGGUCCAGAGCAUAUGCUAUAAGGUGUGAAAGUUCAGGUCUGCAGGUGGUCCAUUCAUGUCUGUAGACCACUGGGGUGUGGGGUCCUUUUUAAUACAUUUAAUUAUGUACUGAUGUUCUAGGAGAGGAGGAGCCUUGUCCGUAUGAUUAAUAGACCUAAGUUGCCAUGCAUUUCUAAAGGUGUUGAGAUCCCAGCCUUUUUGAAUACCAGCAAUAAUUAUGAAACAAUGUAGUCCCUGACUUCACCAAUGAGUCAGAGAAUAGAAACUUCUCUGUUUUUCCCAGUUGAGGUUGUGGUUGUCCGUCAAAACUGAAGUCCUUGAAGCAGACUUAUUUUAAAAUGUAUAGUAUAAUUUCCAAAAUCAAAUGUAUUUGCUUUAAGGUCUUUGUUCUGGAGUUCUUGGACGAUGGUUCGGUAUUUGUUAUUUUUAAAUAUGACAUUCAAAGGAGUCUAGGUGGGUCAAACACUGGAUGAAUAAGGUGGUUUAAUUCUAAACAAAAAGGGAAAGGAUCCAUGUAAUUAACACUUAAUUAAAAACAAAGAGAAACCUGCAUUAUGCUCCAUUCAUUUGUAACCUGAAAUAGAUGUAACCUCCCUUUGCCUUAUAGACCGCAGUCUUCUAAUUUCAUUAUGAUUAUCCUGCACAUUCCUGGUUGAGCCUGUUAUCUGUGCCCCCCCCCCCCACUUCAGGAAUCAAGGCUGUGUAGUCUUGUUUGUUAUCUGAUGACCUCUCUCCCACUGGAGGGGGGUAUUGGGUAGUAUUUACGCAGCGUAAUCCUUGGAAUCAAUCAUGGGAGGGCAAAGGGUAAUGUGAGUUGUGUGUGGGGGGGGGGGUGUGUACUGCAGUUAAAGUACUACUAAUAACCCAUUUUAAAAUUAGAUGCCAGUGUUAAUUACAGAGAACCCUCCUGUUCCCAACCCACUACUCCUCCUGGUAUCGCCGGGCCCCACCCUCUCUGUCCGUGGCCAAAGGGAUUUCUGUAUGGUUUAGGCAGAGGGUUUGGGUGUAGCGGAGGCUAGACUAGUGGUUACUGUUUUAUAUUUACAUUCCAUGGAGAGUCUGCCUUAUCUCAUUCUCUUGAUUGUGAAAAUUUACAAGACAUAGCAAAACUCAUGAUUUAGUGUUUUCCUUUUUUUCCUUUUAAAUAGGUGCAAUCUGAAGAAAGUGUUGUAAAUUAAGAAUUUCCUAUUAAAGAUUUGCUUCUUUUAAUUAAAAACUUCUGGAAGUUAAA